GAAGAAGAUUUCUGCUGUGCUGUGCUCGCAUUUUUUUAUUUUUUAUUUUCCAAGAAUUGCACGUUCUCCUUGUAGAAAGGCUGAAGACAGUAGGUGAGAUGUGGGAGGAGAACUGUGAAACAGAGCAGGAGGUUGGCCAGAUGCUGGACUACUCGCCAGUGUCAUGGCAGGAGUACUUCGACCAGAUGGAAGAUGUGGCGCCUGCGGAGACUGGAGAUGUCUUCAGGGUCUACAAGGCUGGGACUGAGGGCCCGCUGCUGGUCCUUCUCCACGGAGGAGGACACUCAGCUCUGUCCUGGGCCGUCUUCACGACAGCUAUUGCAAGCAAGGUGAAGUGCCGGGUGUUGGCCAUGGACCUCAGGGGUCACGGGUCCACUGUUGUCCGUCAGUCGGAGGACUUUUCCACCCUCACGAUGUCCAGCGACGUGGCUAAUGUGGUCCGCGCCUGCUACGGUGAGGCACCUCCACCGCUGGUCUUGAUCGGCCACGGUGUUGGCGGUGCGAUCGCAGUGCACACAGCCAGUAACAUGCUGCUGCCAACUACGGUGGGGCUGGUGGCCAUCGAUGUGGUGGAAGGCAGUGCCAUGGAAGCACUCCACAGCAUACAGAACUUCCUGAAGGGAAGACCCAAGUCCUUCAAGUCAAUGGACCAUGCCAUAGAGUGGAGUGUGAAGAGUGGACAAAUCAGGAACCUGGAGUCGGCUCGUGUCUCAAUGGUCGGUCAGAUCAAAAGGUGUGAGGUGGAGGAGGCCGACCCCCUGGAACAGCCCAGUCCGGUGCCUGAUGUGGUGGUGGAGCGCAACGAAGAGUUCUACGAUCAAACCUACGUCAAUGACAAGGAAAAUGCAGCAUGCGAAGAGAGCCUGAGCGGCCCGCAGAGCGUCUAUAAAUGGCGCAUUGACCUUUCAAAAUCGGAAAAGUACUGGGAUGGGUGGUUUCGUGGAACCUCCAACCUCUUCCUGGCCUGCAACCUCCCCAAACUUCUGCUGCUGGCCGGAAUUGAUCGGCUGGACAGAGAUCUGACCAUCGGGCAGAUGCAAGGUAAAUUCAUGAUGCAGGUGCUUCCACCAUGUGGACAUGCGGUGCAAGAAGACACGCCGGACAAAGUCGCAGAAGCUGUGGCCUCUUUCCUGUUGAGACACAAGUUUGCUGAAGCCAGGCGAGAAACCAAGAGCUCAGACUCCCCCACUGACUAAGGCUCGACGCGAAACCUCAAAUCCUGACUGAAGGCCACAGUACAAAGCCAGUGUUGUGACGUCAUCCUUUUAAAAUAUUGUAGG
Molecule: messenger RNA, 1280 nt
Organism: Synchiropus splendidus (mandarinfish)
Lineage: Eukaryota; Metazoa; Chordata; Actinopteri; Syngnathiformes; Callionymidae
Product: protein phosphatase methylesterase 1-like
Exons: 14
Coding region: 99-1196 (365 amino acids)
Biological process (GO): protein demethylation
Molecular function (GO): protein methylesterase activity
Source: RefSeq, a predicted model, not a curated record